Molecule: messenger RNA, 1182 nt
Organism: Asparagus officinalis (garden asparagus)
Lineage: Eukaryota; Viridiplantae; Streptophyta; Magnoliopsida; Asparagales; Asparagaceae
Exons: 2
Coding region: 46-837 (263 amino acids)
Cellular component (GO): chloroplast
Source: RefSeq, a predicted model, not a curated record
UGAGAGGUGCAGAAUUGGAGGCCAAUACAUAGAGAGCACAAGACAAUGCUCUCUUCCCUCCAGUUCCUAACUGAACAGGUCGAAAUGAACACCCUCAAGGCCAUAGUAACUUACUCCCCUAUCAGAAACCCACUAUCCUUCCCUCACCAAAAAAAGUCCAUUAGCAGGCAAAGAUCAACCCUCUGUUUCUCCAACUCAGAUGAGCCUGAAUCAGGCUCCUCAUCUUCGUCCAAAGGCGACAAGCGUAAGCAGGAAAUUCUGGCAAGGAUAGCGAUGCUACAAACCCAAAAGGUUCGCCUCACUGAUUUCCUAGACGAGCGCUCCGCUUACUUAACUCAGUUUGCGGAAGAUGCAAGUGCAGGAUUCGAUGAGAUUGGUGAGAAGGCAAUGAAAGAGCUUGAUGAUGCCGGUGACAGGAUAUUGGAGAAGUUGGAGGGCAAGAUGCAGGCUUUUGAAGAGAUUGCAGAUAUAAACAGAGAGGAGAUUGAGAAGAACGAGAAGGUGCUGGAGGAAUUUGAGGAUCAAAUCCAAAAAGACCGAAAUGAAGGUCUCUUCUUCAAGAACCUGCGAGAGAAAACACCUGAAGCCAAAGCCGAAGCUAAGAUUGAAACACAAAAGCUUAAAGAGAUCGCAAAGGAGAAUGCAGGCUCAAAAGUUCGCAGAUAUAUUUACCUCGGGUUGAUGUCUGUGCUAGCCAUCACCAUAUCUAAUGCCAUUUUUGCUACUACUGACGUUGAAUGGGGGAAAGUUGCAGCAUUAUCAUUCAUAUUUUUGGGCUUGCUUGCUCAAUUCAUCUAUGAGAGGAGCCUGUCAGGCGACAAUCAAGGAAAGAGAUAGAAAUGGUGAUUGAAAAUGAAACAGAAGAUCAGUAGAUAAAUUAUAUUCUUCGUGGAGUCUCUAAUUACUGAGUGCGAGCUAUUGUAAAUGUUGUAGAAGAUAUACAAAUAGCAAUGGGUUGGAUGUUGCAAGGUAAAAUAAACCACAGUAAACUCUAACCUGUGGUCUGAUACAUACCAGCUACCUUUGCUUUUGCAUCAGAACUUUAUCUUGGCAAUACCUCUUCCACUGCCAAAAUAAUGUAACCGAACUACAAGUUCUGAUGCUGUACGUGCUUGGGAGUUACUUAUUUUCUUUCAACAAAAUUCAUAAUAAAUCAGAGAGAGGAUUUGUGACCAAGUUAAA